Botrytis deweyae is the source of this 1629-nucleotide messenger RNA. RefSeq lists its product as uncharacterized. NCBI's taxonomy places the organism in Eukaryota, Fungi, Ascomycota, Leotiomycetes, Helotiales, Sclerotiniaceae. The record is from RefSeq and is a predicted model, not a curated record. The coding region runs from base 1 to 1629 and encodes 542 amino acids. The transcript has a single exon.
AUGUCAUCAAUGAGCACACGGGCACAAAUCCAUCGAUUUCUCAACCGCCCCGAGACGUGGGGACAGUCCAGUUUGCAAUUCUGUUUCUACGAAAAUGGGAGUGACCUCUACCGAGGAGACGAGACCCAGCCCGAGAAAUCCCCCCUGCGAUCUGCCUGUCGGGAAUCUCGUGAAAUCUGGCUGCAAAACUACAUCAUACCCGACAUCCAAUUAUCGCAUGAAUGGGAAAUCAAAUUGGGUGUGAAGCCGCACGCGUUUGGGAACUGCAGAAGUACACAGUGUGUAAGGCUCCAGGCUCGUUACCCGGUUCGAUCCCAUAUGAUACCACACGAACACAAUUAUUAUUUGAAUUCAGAUGGGAGAUUAUUCUAUGUUGUUGUUCGUGGUUUCAUCGACAUGAAUCGCGAUACUUUGAUUAUGGAUCCCGUGGUUUUUUCCUUGGUCAAUGGCGAUUUGGGAUUGGACCUCAACAUCUCAAAGCUAAGGUCCAUAGCAUAUACUUCCAGCAUCGAGUAUCGUCCAUUGUGGAAGCCACCGGGAAAUAAUGGAAGAUAUGAGGUAGUUGAAGGCACUCGACUCUUGAUCUCUGAUAGAGGUAGUGGCUAUCAUGCAGCCGAUCCCGAUAUUAACAAGACUUUCGUCGACUUACAAGCCGGCAAUGCAAGGAAUGCUCUUGUGCGUAUUGAGGAACCGGAAGAUCUCCCUGCAGAUAAGGAGAAGAAUAUUGCAAGCAAAGAUAUGUGGAGCUUCAUUACCCAGUGCUGCCCACAGAUUUCCAGUAUCCAAUAUAUCCUUCUUGGUGAGACAAACACUGCAAUCGUCAAUUGGGGCGAUCCUGGCAAUCCGCCUGGGCGAAAGGUUGGAUGGGAAAUACACGAGCAUCAUCUCUUGCCACUCUAUCCUUCUGUCCGGGAGAUUAUCAUGAGCCCAAUUAAUGCACCAAGAUACAAUUGGAUUUGGGGGAGGGGGACCAAUUUCGGAUUGCCUAUCGUUGGAAUCCAGUCUCAUUUUAACAAUAGAUUGAACCACGGGCUGCAACUAGAAAAGGAUUUUCAAGAUUAUAUAAAGGAACAUGAAGAUUCUGGCAACAGACACUUCUGGCAUGGAUUAAAAUUUCAAGUGUGUGCUUUAGGGGAUGCUGUGAGGCUGAAUGUCUCCGCAAUUACCCGAGGCCAAGGUGGCACACAAGUAUUGAUGGGCGAAGAUUUCUUCGACGUGGAAUCCGAGGGUGAAAUACCAUUUGAGUUUACCAGUGGGAAAGUCUCGCCAUCUUCUUCGUCUUCGUCUCUACCUUCAUAUCCAGAAGAACGCGGGUCUGAAAACUCUAUUUCCCAAAACAAGGAACAAAAGGUCGAAGUCCCAAUGAGAGAAGAUGAGAGAUGCUUUCUUCAUCUAGAAAAGGGUGUUUAUCUCCACUGGGAUCCCACGGGAGCACCCAUUCAAGUCACUCGAAAUGUUUAUGCCGGCGUUCAAGCCCUUUUUGAAAGGGCCUGGCAGGAUCAUCUUGACUAUGAAACCAAUCGUAGAAAUGAAGCCUAUCUUGAAUGUGAAUGCCAUCUUGGAUAUCGAUCCAGUCUUGUACAUGGACUCGAUUUUGAAGAAUUCUUCAGCUCUGUUAGUCAGUUUUAG